AUGAGCUUUGCUUGGAAAGCUGCCGGUAUUAGCUACUUAAAAUAUACUCAAAUAUGUGCCCGUGUAGUCCGCAAUGCCUUGAAAGAAGAACAACGGCUAAUAGCACAAAGGCGGGAUGAACAAGGGCUUAAGUUCGCAAAAUGGGAAUCUGGUAAACAGGGAGAAUUGAAACCCAUCGAUAAUGCUUUGGGCAACGUUUCGGUCUAA
Dentiscutata erythropus is the source of this 207-nucleotide messenger RNA. The record is from the annotation of a GenBank genome assembly. NCBI's taxonomy places the organism in Eukaryota, Fungi, Glomeromycota, Glomeromycetes, Diversisporales, Gigasporaceae.